CUUUCUACUCACGUAUAAUAAUCAUUAGGCGGUUUCUGAACAGAUAUAGAUAUAAAUCAGAAUUAUUAUCGUUCAAAUUAUGAAGUGCGUGUGGCUCAUUUCUUACCAUAUUGAACGAAUUGGACUGUUUCUCGAAUGAAAGAAAACCAUUGAGGAGAAUAAGAGUUUGUGUGUGAAGGCGGGGGCAAUUGGAAUAGAUCAUCACUGAUAUUGAAUUCAUUAGAGAGAUCAAUUUGUAUCGAUCGUCGUCGACCAAUAUUUGGUAUUCAAUCGAUGAUCUGUUUCUGACUAAUCACCAGGAAAAGACACACUAACUUGUCUACACUCGGCGGUUGAUGCGCCGACACCGGGACUCCUCAGACGGACGCUAGCUACCAUGGACGUCGUUUGUAAAACUGUGUGUCUGCUUUGUACGAUUACCCUGUCAACCGGACAGUUCUUCGCAGGGUCAAACCCUAAUGGAGCCGAACAGCCAUUCCAACAAAACUCACGAUUGAGCAUGCCACAGCGUUUUAGGAACUCACAACACACGGACCCCAGACUCGCGGCACAGAUGGGGGUGGGGAUGCACUCUCGGUUGAGUACUGGGAUGCCAUUUAAUUCCCUGAUGCCGACGACUCAGGUAACCAUGGCACCUGGAAUCCAGAGGAGCCGACUAGGAAGUCCACAACUGCAAACAAGCACGAAGGCGCCACCUAUUUCAUUACUGCAGUUCUUAUUGGAGACCACCCCACAUCCGGACAGCGGUUCACAACGACCCGUCAGUGUUAGUCGAAACCGUCCGGCGCUACACACGACGAGGAACAUUCAGAACUCACCUUUUCGCACCGUGCAGAUCCAAGCGACCGGUCAGCCAUUACAAGGCUCAAGGAGAGUGCCACCAGGGCACUCUUCUUCACCAGGUACACAAAGCCAACCUGGUCGCCAAAAUAUAGGACAAGAAAGAACGAACUCAAUGCCACUAGCAUCCAAUGGUUUCCGAAAUCCACAACAUUUCCAAAGAGCAAGUCCACAAAGAGUAGGACUUACACAAACGCCGUUAAAUGUAUUUUCUAAUCAACCCGUUCAUAAUCAGUUAAUGUCACAGUGGAAUAACCCACCUGGACCACAGUCAUCAAGCCCAUCGCAAAAUGAUCCGCAAAAUCAAAACCAAUUUUCUGCACAGAGAGUUGGGCUGGCGCAAACAUCACAAAACCCACCGGUUCAGCAACAGUGGAAUCUCAGGAGAAAUCUUAAUACGCAGCCACAUUCAAUGAAUUCAUUUCGGAACCAAGUAACCCAACAAAGUUUAUCCCCACAACGAGUAGAGCCUGCACGGACAGCAGCAGAAACCACACACAGGAAUAACCAGUGGCAAACACCCGGCUCAUUGCUUAACCAGCAUCACCAGUCACAGCCAAUAGAGAGCGCACCACGACCUAUUGAAUCUGUACCAUUUACUUCACUAAAUUCAAAUAGCAAUCCACCCAUCCCUCCAAAUCCAGUUCAAGUAAACACAUUGCAGCCUCUACAGUCCAACAGCAAUCAGUUUACCCCUCCUUACCAGAACAUUGCUGCUCACAGGACCGCACCACGCCAUGUUAACCCUCAGUCUGUCACCCCAUCAACAACUCCAGCACCGGCGCCAUAUGAAGUUAGACCAAACCUAGAACCAGCUCCUGUUCAAUCGUCACAAUCCUAUGUUUUACCUUCUAAUCCAGUUAGACCAAACUCUCCUUUCAAUGUACAACAAAACCUACCAGUUUCUUAUAAUGUACCGAAUGGAGAAGAACAUGUGUCCUACAUGACAUCACCCAAUAUUGUGCGCAGUUUACCAAAUACAGAGAGAAUAUGGAAAACUGAGACUUCAUUGUCCAAUGCUUUACGACGAAACUUGCCUGAAACACAACCAGUAACGGUUCAAAAACCAAGCAAAGUAGUGGCAACAAAUGUUCUCCGUAAGUUGCCAGACAACCAACCACCAUCACCGAGAAGAACGAAGACGAGAUCAUCCAACAUUAAACAAAUACUGCCUAGUGAUCAACAACUCGGAAUGAAUCUUAAACAAAACGUGGUAUCAAACUCUUUACCAAAUACACAGCCUAAUAGCCAUUUAAUGCCAAAAAGAAGUGAAAGUAUGCAAACCCCAGCAUUGCAAACGAAUGUCAAUGGACAUCAAAAGCCGACAACUCUUUUCAAUAAGCGCCCGUCAGUCAACAGCAAUACAAACCCCACGAGUACAACACAGCAGUCAAAUAUCGAAACAAAGUCGGGGCUCAUUCCUACAGUCAUCAAUGGAAAGAAGUACAUGAUCAAUCCGAAUUUUGUACAUCUUCUUCAAAACUUGCUUUCAAAAGCAGGGCUUGAUAUGAAAACAGGGCCGUCCGAAAAGGUAUCACCAAAUCGUCAGAUAAAUACACAAAGGAUGGAACGGAUACGUCAGCCAUCUCAACCUCAGCCCCAAACACAGUCCGACUACGAACCCCCUGUAACCAAACAAAGAAUAACGAAGGUCAAACCUACUCCUAACGCAGUGAAAGCUGCGGCUUACACGAACCUUGGAUCUGUAAGUCAGACAGAGGGCGUAAAUAACCAGUUUAAAAGAAAUCCAAAUGUAUUGGAGGCCACUGUGGCAGACCCAAACAGCUUAAUUGCCAUCAAACCGCAGAGUCCAUACUCAAAUACAGUUCAGCGACCGCGAUUAACCACGUCAGCCACUGCUACACCAGUAAUCGAGAGGAUUACUUAUCCAAACACAUCGUCAUUUGUCCCAAAGUCACCACCAACGCCCCCGACCACAACAACACCAUUACCAGUGACGACUCUCGCGCCCAAGAGAAGAAAGGCUCUUCUUUUACCGUUCAGAGAUAUCCCGGCAAAACAAACCACGACCAAACCUGUGGUCAAAACCACUCUGAGACCCACCCCUCCGCCUCCUCAAAUGGCACCCAGCCAAGGAACAACAAGUCUCUCUACUACCAAAUCUGUUACUCCUCCUCCAAGAAAUGUUAUUAGUGGAACGACAAAGUCAGCUAACACGGUCCCUCCCAUUCUUACCCCUCGCUACCUCUCAGACAGAAGAACUGUCGCAACUGAGGCUCCAACCACUCGUUCUGUAGGAGGGACAGCCACAACGAUAUCUCCAAGACCCUCUGGGCUAGUAAGUCAAUCGGCCGGUGCUCUCAACAAAUUGGAAACACAGCAAGGAAAUACAGUGGACAUUUCUCAAAAUACCGUCUUGGAUCGGACCUCUCCUGCACUGGACACACCCUCAUUGAACCAAGAUCCACAAUAUACAGCCAGUUCACCCUAUCAGCAAUCUCAAUACAACGCUAAUAAUGAGCUUGUUAAUGAACUAACACCCGAACUAACACCAACUCAAAAAAGUAAAGUUGAUGUGCAGUUUAGUUUUAAUCUGGGUCAUUUCAGUCGCAACAGAUCUAAAAAGACAAAUGAGGAGGGGUCAGUUUUCAAUGAAAUGAGUGAUAGGUUUUCUCCACCUAAAGGAGUCAGUGUUCACAAAGGUUUCGUAGGGUUCAACAACAAAGCAAACAAUGUUGAGUUGUUAGUGUUACGGUAGUUGUUAUUAGAUACAGUUCAUGUAACGUACUGUACUAAUAAUGCUGUAACAAUCGUAACGUACUGUUCUGACAAUGCUAUAACAAUCGUUGUGAUUGAACCCGAACUAUUUGUUACGUUGGCUGUGAUUGGACACACACUCGGACAGUAGUUGUGUCGUAAGAUAUGGCUGGACAAUCAAUUAACUGAUCUGGUGCGAAUGUCGUGUCUGGAUUCCAAAAGCCCUGUCCCAAAAGUUUCGACUUGUCUUACGUGUUGUGGACGAUAGCCAGCAAAGGCUGUGCGAGACAAACUCUGUCGCCAUAGUUUAUUCAUUUGUUACAAUGUAGCAUCUUUGUAUACAAUUUUGUUGUUAUGCCUAUGCAAACAGUUGAGAGUUAUAUGAUUAUACUUUUUGUUUCAA
Molecule: messenger RNA, 3961 nt
Organism: Magallana angulata
Lineage: Eukaryota; Metazoa; Mollusca; Bivalvia; Ostreida; Ostreidae
Product: mucin-5AC-like
Exons: 2
Coding region: 377-3559 (1060 amino acids)
Source: RefSeq, a predicted model, not a curated record